AAAGGUGUGGGUGUACCUGCACGUUAAGAUGGAGAAGGCACUUUUUGCGCGUUAUCUUCUGUACUGCGUAGGAUUAGAGAAACCGUGAGUUGGCAGGCCCGUGAAACUCGGCGGUGGGCAUCACCGCUGCGGGUGAGAAAGAGUUGCUGCUGACAGCCAGCGUAGGCUGGAAGUGGGUCAGCGGAUUCCGUGUGGAUCCAGUCAGAAUUGGCCUCCACGGACCCAUUGUUAAAACCGUGUUUAUGGGAGACAAUCUUACUCGGCUACGAGUGAUCGCCAAAGAAGAAGAAGACAUAAUUUUCAGAUGGAAGGAAACCAGUGUGUUGCCUCUGCAAUCUCAAGCCUUAUGACUCCUAUAGCCCAGCCUGUCACUGCCAAUUCAAGUAAUACAUUUGGGGUGGACUUUCCAAGAAAACGCAAAGGAAGUGAUUCUGAUAACCAGUAUGCCUGUGAUACUGAUGAUCUCCAGAACAGGGCAUAAAGUAAUACCUGAGUGAGUGGAAGAUCCCACAGAGACUGGCAUAUCCCUAGUUCUCGUGCAUGUGUACUGGGAGGCUCAUAGCCAAACAGAGAAACGAAGAAGAGACAAAAUGAAUAACCUCAUAGAAGAACUAUCUGCUAUGAUACCUCAGUGCAAUCCAGCGGCCCGUAAAGUGGAUAAACUCACAGUAUUAAGGAUGGCUGUGCAGCACUUAAAGUCAUUGAAAAGUUCUUCUAAUUCUUGCUCAAAAGUCCGCAACAAGCCUUUUUUUUUACAAGAUGAUGAACUUCAACACUUAAUUCUUAAGGCUGCUGAUGGGUUCCUCUUUGUGGUUGGAUGUGACAGAGGGAAAAUCCUGUUUGUUUCAGAAUCUGUUUUCAAGAUCCUUAACUAUGACCCAACGAGUUUGAUUGGGCAAAGUCUUUUUGACUAUCUUCAUCCAAAGGAUGUUGCCAAAGUGAAGGAGCAACUUUCAUCUUCUGAUGCUUCUCCCAGAGAAAAGCUAAUAGACAGCAAAACCGGUUUGCAAGUUCACACAGAUUUUCAAGCUGGGUCAUCAUGUCGUCUGUAUUCUGGUGCUCGCCGUUCAUUUUUUUGUCGAAUAAAGUGUAUAAAAACCACAGUGAAAGAAGAAGAUGAGUCCUUGCCAAACUCAAAGACAAAAGAUCUUAAAAAGUACUGUACUGUUCAUUGCACCGGGUAUCUGAAGAGCUGGCCUCCGAAUGAAGUGGGAGCUGAAGAGGAGAGUGAUGCUGAAAAAGACAACAGUAACUUUAACUGCCUUGUUGCAAUUGGGCGAUUACACCCUUACACUGUUCCACAAAAAAGCGGUGAGAUAAAAGUCAAGCCAACAGAAUUUGUAGCACGUUUUGCCAUGGAUGGAAAAUUUGUUUUUGUAGACCAGCGUGCAACAGUUAUUUUAGGAUACUUACCACAAGAGCUUCUAGGAACUUCAUGUUAUGAGUACUUCCACCAAGAUGAUUAUAGUCAUCUAACAGAGAAACACAAAGCGGUGCUUCAGAGCAAAGAAAAGAUAUUUACAAACUUCUACAAAUUCAGAGCAAAAGAUGGCUCUUUUGUCACGUUAAAAAGUCAGUGGUUUAGUUUCAUAAAUCCAUGGACCAAAGAACUGGAGUACAUUGUGUCAAUCAACACAGUUGUUUCAGAUCAUAAUGAAUCAGAUGAGGAGGCACUGUUACCCUGCAGUUCCCUGUCUCCAGAAGAUACAACAAAGCCACCAUAUCUUGGUGUACCAGGGAUGUCUACAGGAACUGUACUUGGGGCUGGAAGCAUAGGAACUGAAAUUGCAAAUGAAGUCUUAGAUUUACAAAGGUUACAUACAUCUCCACCUCCUGGCGAGUUAAGUCCAUCAGAUCUUAUGAGGAAGUCUUCUUCCCCAGUAGACUGUAGUGAUGUGCCAAAGAGAGACAUUCUUCAGCUGUGUCCUUCAGGAAAAUUAGAUGUGGAAACCUCAGGGCAACACCAGGGCACUAUUCCACUCCCCAACAAUGAACCUCUUCUCAGUGAUGCUUCUCACCUGGAUUUUGAUGCAGUUUGUCAAAGCGACACUGCAAUGGCUGCUUUUAUGAAUUACUUGGAAGCUGAAGGAGGUAAUCCAGCAGAGCUCAGUGACAUGCAAUGGACUCUUUCGUAAAGGUAAAGGGACCCCUGACCGUUAGGUCCAGUCAUGACCAACUCUGGGGUUGCAGCGCUCAUCUCACGUUAUUGGCCGAGGGAGCCGGCAUACAGCUUCCAGGUCAUGUGGCCAGCAUGACUAAGCCACUUCUGGCGAACCAGAGCAGCACACGAAAACGCCGUUUACCUUCCCGCUGGAGUGGUACUUAUUUAUCUACUUGCACUUUCAUGUGCUUUCGAACUGCUAGGUUGGCAAGAGCUGGGACCGAGCAAUGGGAGCUCACCCCGUCGCAGAGAUUCGAACCACCAACCUUCUGAUCCGCAAGCCUUAGGCUGUGUGGUUUAACCCAUAGCACCACCUGCGCCCCAUGGACUCUUUAGUAUUACACAGCUAAGAAGGAAUUUAAGCUACUUUGAUGCACAAUAAUAAUAAUCUGUUCUCAAGUACUGUACUAGUACCUUUUUAAGACUUUAAUUCAAAUUUUUCAAUAUCUAUAUUUUAAAAUGACUUUGGCCUUAUCCUCAGUCAUUUUGGCUGCAUAUGUUGAAAAUAUGUGAUUUUUAAAAAAUGACACAGGACCUCAAUUUUGUUACUGAUACACUUGUUGACCGGAAUCUUAAAACAGUUAUAUUUUUACUAAAAAAUUUU
This is a messenger RNA of Zootoca vivipara (common lizard), 2765 nucleotides long. NCBI's taxonomy places the organism in Eukaryota, Metazoa, Chordata, Lepidosauria, Squamata, Lacertidae. The record is from RefSeq and is a predicted model, not a curated record.